UUUCUUUCCGGGCAAACUGCUGUGACUUCCGUGUUGUUAACAGGGUUUUGCUAGUCCACUGUAGUGUACGAUGAGGCCCGGUUAAGUAACGACAGAAUUUGGGGAACUUUGAAGAGCCAGAGGGAUUAUUGUUGAUCCAGCAUCCUUAAGACUUUCUGAUCCGCGGGCAGAUUUUUUAUUUUAAUUUUAUUUUUUUAGAUCACACCCAAAAGUCACAUCUGAUGGGCCAGCAGGUAACAGUCGUUAGCAGUUGUUAACAUCCUUUGUGUCUGUACGUGGAACGUCAGCCAGCUAUGGCCACUCAUUUCCGUAGCUACAUCUGGGACCCGGUCCUCAUCGUGUGCCAGAUCGUGCUGAUGCAGUGCAUCUACUACAGCUUUUUGGGCCUGUGGUUAGCUGGAGUGGACAGCCUUGUGCAGACUAGUCGGUCACUUGACCAGAUCUUCAGCUAUCAAGCUCUCGGUUUUGCAACCGUGCAAGGCAGGCUCUCAAUGAUGGCAUUCAUCUUGAAUUCUCUUACCUGCGCCCUCGGUCUGUGGUUCUUCAUCCGCCGAGGGAAACAGUGCCUGGACUUCACAGUUACCGUGCACUUUUUCCACAUGAUCGGCUGCUGGAUAUAUAACGCUCAUCUUCCAGCUGCCUUGUCCUGGUGGCUCGUCAACAUAGCCUGCAUGGCGUUGAUGGCUGUAAUUGGAGAGUACCUGUGCAUGCGGACUGAGCUCAGGGCAAUUCCAGUCAACACUGGACCGAAAUCUAACCUGUGAAUUUUCUUUGGUGACUGGCUGAAAGCAUAUGAAGGGGUAAUCCUUGAGGGACUCACUGAGGAGGUUUUUUUUCCCACCCUCCACUCUUGGAAAAGAGAAAGAACAUGAACCUCUGUCAGCACGCAUGUUGGAUUUUUGUGCUUUGUCUGUUUCCAUCAAGUGGUUCACCCAGAGGACCUGAUCUAUUUAUUCAUAGCUGCACAUUAAAUAUUGGACAGUGCAAAUUUGUAGCAUAUUAAGACACCUGUUUUAAGUCUUUUGAAAGCACAUGCCAGUUUACAUCCUCCUCUAAACUAAAUGACUACAAAUGUUUUUUUGUUUUUUUUAAGUACGUUUUUAUGUUGAAAUUCUGUAUUUUCAUUCCCUAAUUUUAAGACAUUUUUUUCUGAUUGUUGUUAAAUUUGGCAGACAUACACAUACGCAAAUUAAAAAGCUCUGUCCUAACAGCACUUUAAAGAUGCCAGUGUGCAAAUUUCACAUCAAAGUUUUAGUUACUCCUUCUUAAAGCUGCUUUUAAAAGUUAAAUAUGGGGAGAAAUGUGUUUUUAGACAACAAAAAGGUACAGUGCUUAGCAGAUUUAUUAGAUCAUCUGUCACAAAGACAAUUAUUUUAGAAAUCUGUCGAAAAUCUGUCAAAAAACUUCAACUACAAAAAAAAAAAAGUUUUUGGUAAAACUGUAAAUUUGAAAAUUAAUUGAUGAUAACAAUAAUUAUAUUUUUGCACUAAAAAUAUUGUUUCAGCUGCACAUACUGGUGGAUUAACCAUUACAGAAAGAUAAAACAUCUUACACUGGUGGUCUAAUAAAUUUGUUAAGCACUGUAUGCUAAUCAGUAGGUCAUCAUGUAAAUCCAAAUAUAGGAAAGAUUUGUAUGCAUCAUAAUUGGGGCUCAAUAAGUGGUCCAAAGUAAUAAAAAACAGGCUCAAUUUGAUGUUUCCUACAUUCAGCCUCCUAAUCCUUGUUAAAUGCUUUUCUUUUUGAGUCUGUACCACAUUUUGCACAGCAAGCAGUUUUAGGUUCUGUCUCUUUAUGUCAUGAUGUAUUAUGCAAACCGUUUGGCCACUUCGGGGACAGUUUGUCAGCCACCAGCUGCGUUCUGACAGCUGGCUUUGUCUGUGUUUCUGAAAAAUUGCUGUUCUGGGAGGAUGUGAUGGGGAAAGUCCUAAAAUGUGCAGCUCUGAUGUCUUUUUCUUUUUCCUUUUGGAGCAGUGUCAGACUUCUCAUUUCGCUGGUGGCUUUUAAACUCUUAACAGAAUUGACUUUUUAUCUUUAAUGUGUUACAGCUCAUGUUACACACGCUCGAGAUGCUCUUCUUUAGACUGUCAGUUUCAAACCUUUGCAGCUUUGAUAGGGCGGAUGAUGCAGUGUCUUGUUUUGCAGUCACGUUUUCCUAAGGUGUGAAAUGAGUUUAUAAUUAUAAUGCAGGGGGCGAUAUUGGAAGGUGCAGCCUCAAAUUGGAAAGCAGCUCCCAUUCAAGCUGCUUUGAGCAGGAACAGAAAAAGCUAGCCUGUCCAAAGAAUGUAAUCCAUCACCUCUCAAGGUAAUUAGCGUGGUAUAUUGAUGACUUGUUGUCUUAAAUAUGUAUAAUAUUAUAAUGAGGGAGGUCUUGCCUGAGUUGCUAGUAAGCAAGAAGUGAAAAGAGUCAGGAUUUCUACCCCUCCUCCCAUUUAAGCAGUAGCUUCAUAUUUACUCCACAGCAGAGAUGUCAGACUUACAGUCCACUUUGAUCUUAUGUGGGCCAAACAAGUGAAACUCCAGUUUCUGUCAGUGUACACAUUUCAUCUUAAUGUAAGACAAAAGUGCAAUUUUAACAGUAUGACUUGGUUUUUUACAUGAUAAAGAAAUGCAACACUGUAGUAAAUGAAAGAAAACCUGUCAGCACAAUCUGUUGGGCUUCACUGUAAGAAGUAAAUGUGUAAAAUACAGGAAUCUGUAACUUAAUUACUUUGGUGUAUUGUGAAUGGCAGCGGGGGAGGUCUUAUCAGUUGGAAAAGAUGUAAAACUUGUGGAGAAAAAAAAAAACUGUAAAAAGUUUAACAUUUAUGUUCUCCUCCACUUUCAAAGCCAUCCAA
This is a messenger RNA of Oreochromis niloticus (Nile tilapia), 2834 nucleotides long. RefSeq names its product SYS1 golgi trafficking protein (gene sys1). The coding region runs from base 294 to 764 and encodes 156 amino acids. Lineage: Eukaryota; Metazoa; Chordata; Actinopteri; Cichliformes; Cichlidae. The record is from RefSeq and is a predicted model, not a curated record. The transcript is spliced from 4 exons. Gene Ontology annotation, cellular component: Golgi membrane; trans-Golgi network. Gene Ontology annotation, biological process: Golgi to plasma membrane protein transport; Golgi to endosome transport; protein localization to Golgi apparatus.